Drosophila simulans is the source of this 1282-nucleotide messenger RNA. Its product is annotated as vicilin-like seed storage protein At2g18540. The record is from RefSeq and is a predicted model, not a curated record. Gene Ontology annotation, cellular component: mitochondrion. Lineage: Eukaryota; Metazoa; Arthropoda; Insecta; Diptera; Drosophilidae. The coding region runs from base 98 to 937 and encodes 279 amino acids. The transcript has a single exon.
UUCAAUUUUACACAGUAACCUCUGAAAAUGACAUCUCCUGUUUUGAGCAACUGUAAACUUCAAAAACAUUUACUUUAAAACGAGAGUGCGCCCGAAAAUGUCUAAGAAUCCACUUCGAUCGUUCAUACAACCUGUAAUUCUUCGCCGCCUGUGUGAUAAGCCCAAGUUGAGCAACAAGCCCUCGAACACCCCUCGCCCACCGAAGGAUCCACCGGAUGAGGGCUACAAGCCGACCAGUGUCGACCACAAUGGGAUCGAUGUGCCGCCGUUUGUGAGACCCUCUUCCUUCCGCCAGUUCAGUGGACCGGAUGAGAAGCUGGGACCAGGAGCAGGCAAGGCGCUGCCCUACAAAAACCCAACUUACUUUGGCUAUCAUCGGUUCUCGUUUAUGGAACUCACGUCCACAGCUGUGGAGUUACGAGACGAACGUCGAUUGGACGGAGGACUACAGGCAGCCAUCGAAGCCGACGAAGAAACCGAGUGUGGCGAGGCCCAACUGGAGACCAUGAAGAAGCUGGAAGGCGAGUGCGAUGCGAUACUCUCCAACCAAGCCAAGAAAAUCCAGCAGGCCGAGGAGAAGUGUCUUCAGGAGAUGAGCGAGGAGGAGCUGAAGGAGUGGUGCAAGAAAAAGGAGGAGGACAUCAAAAAGAAGGAGCAGGAAAAGAAGGAGGCCAAUUCCUCGCCCAAGGAGAAGAAAAUUCAGGACAUGAGCGAGGAGGAACUGAAAGCUUGGUGCCAGAAGAAGGAAGAGGACAUUAAAAAGAAGGAGCAGGAAAAGGAGAAGAAAAUCCAGGACAUGAGCGAGGAAGAACUGAAAGCUUGGUGUCAGAAGAAAGAGGAGGACAUCAAAAAGAAGGAACAACAAAAGAAGGACGAAGAAACGAAGGCUUGUGCGGAAAAACCAAAGUGUGAAGGCGAUGAAAACAAAAAGGAUUAAAGAAAGCAGACUACGACACUUUGGAAAAUGUACAAUAUUGUUCAAAAAUGUACGUUAUUUGGUAGCUUAAUAAAUGAGUUGCAGUUUAAUUCCAGUAUUUUUUGUGUGUAGAGCUUUGAAAAUGCUCUCUCGGUAUAUAUUGGUAUAUACUCGCGGCAUAUAAGCGGUCACACCAUCGAAACUUCUCUCCCAACGAAUUGAAAUCAGUUGUUCGGUGUGCGUGUGUGGAAAAAGUUCGAGUUCGCUGAGAGAAGCGUGAGAAUCCGAUAUCGAAACUACGUAUUUUGAGUCAUUAUACCGAUUGGCUAUGCAAAUUUAAUUGCGGAUCUCCCAAAUCAUCGAAAA